Molecule: messenger RNA, 3519 nt
Organism: Saccharomyces eubayanus
Lineage: Eukaryota; Fungi; Ascomycota; Saccharomycetes; Saccharomycetales; Saccharomycetaceae
Gene: URB2
Product: ribosome biogenesis protein URB2
Exons: 1
Coding region: 1-3519 (1172 amino acids)
Biological process (GO): ribosome biogenesis
Cellular component (GO): nucleolus
Source: RefSeq, a predicted model, not a curated record
AUGGGCGAGCUUGCGGAAGAACUACCCAUUCCAGACAAUGCUCAAGACUUGUCGAAAUUGUUACGUUCAAUAAACACCAAACCAUACCAAAUUGCCCAGAUUGUCUCAAGAUUUGAUAAAUUGAAAGUUUACUUCCCAAACAAAGAAGUCUUUGUCUUAGAACUGCUUAUAGAUAGGCUUAAUAAUGGAAAUUUAGAUGAUUUCAAGACUAGUGAACAUACUUGGGUUAUUUUCAAAAGACUGUUGGAAGCAAUUAGUGAUUCAAUAUCAAUAAAAAAACUAUUGAAAAAACUGAAAACAGUUUCUGUUAUGAUAAAGACCUUUCAAUUGUGGCCGAAGGACAAACUGAACAGCGGUCGCGGUUCUUUUGUGAGUGCAUUUUUUUCUAUUAAUAGUUAUUUAAUAGUCAAUUUCUCUGUUGAGGAAUCCUUCCAACUUUUGGAACAAGUUAUAAACGGGUUAAGUUCAUUCUCAACACCCGAAAUUGCCCUGUCAUAUCUACAAGACGCCUGCAGUCUAACUCACAUUGACAACAUUAUUGCAACGGAUAACAAAAUUGCUGCUUGUUAUUGCAAACACAUGCUACUGCCAAGCUUAAAGUAUUUUUCACAGGUUGAACAGCCUACAUCUUCAAGAAAAACUUUCGUUUGCCUGUCCGGUUUUAUGAGCAAAUUCCUUCUACAACCACGUGUAGACUAUAUGAAACUAAACGAAAAGUUCGUUCAAGAGAAUGCAUCCGAAAUUAGCGAUGAAAUGGCUUAUUAUUAUUUUAGUAGUUUUGUAGAAUUCCUAUCGAAAGACAAUUUUGCUCAACUAGAAGCUAUCUUUACCGUUCUCGCUGCCAAAAAUCCUGGUUUAAAGUGCCGAUUUCUGGCUCUUCUAUCUGAUUCAAAGAAAACCGUUUCUCAAGAGUUUUUAGAGAACCUGUUAUUUGAAACCUUAUCAUCAAGUAACGGACAUGAAUCAUUAUCGUUAAUACCAACUAUCCUGAAAUUAGAUAUUGAAGUUUCCAUAAAACAUACUUCCCGCUUACUUGAGUUGGUUUAUUUGAAACAUUCUACCGAUGCUCUCUUUUCUUAUCAAAUUUGGGAUUUAAUAAUCCAGUCUCACGCGAACGCAAGAGAAUUACCAAUCUUCUUUAACAAAAUAAAUGAAUAUUGUUCCGAAAAAAAGCCUGAUUCUUAUUUUUUGUUGAAUGAUCAAGUAUAUGUCAAGUCUGUUACGAAGCAGUUAUUUACGUUAUCUACAAUGCAAUGGAAAAAUUUACUGCAAAAUUUACUUGACCAAGUUAAUCGCGAUUCCACUAAUAGGGUUCCCUUAUACCUGAUACGCAUAUGUUUAGAAGGACUAUCAGAAAGUGUUUCUCACACAACUCUUAAUGAAUUAAAGCCUAUAUUAUCCCAGGUAUUUAUUUUGGAGUCUUUCGAUAACAAUCUUCAAUGGGACUUGAAAUACCAUAUAAUGGAAGUCUAUGAUGACAUUGUCCCUGAAGAGGAAUUAAAGAAAAUUGACCACAUAUUUUCCUCCAAUAUUUUUGAUACUACACCAGAACAUCUUGAAGAGCUAUUCUUUUAUUGUUUCAAAUUAAGAGAGUAUAUCUCUUUUGACAUUUCCGGUGUAAUCUUGAAGUUCAUGCGUCAUUUUGAAAAUCUGGAUCAUGAAACCAAAUCAAAUUUAUCGUUUUCUAUCGUGUCAAAAUUUGCAACUUUAGUCAACAACAACUUUUCGAGAGACGAUAUUUCUUCCUUGGUUGAUUUGUUAUUAACAGAUUCGACUAAACUGUGGGAAUUAUUAAACAAUGAUGACAUUUUCGAAGAGGCAAAUAUCACACAUGCUUUGGUAAAUAAGCUUGCUUUAUCAUGCGACAAGGGUUUUGCGUUAGACGCAUUGAUCCAAAUCCCUAUUCAAUGUAUCAACAAAAACGUAAGGGUCGCACUUAUCAACAAACUUACGAGUGAAGCUGCCUGUUUAGAUGUUAGUGCCAAGAAAUGUAUCCUUCAUCUAUUAGCAAGCCCAACUUUCAAGUCAAAUAUCGAAAUGGAUUUCUUUGAAUUAUGUGAGAAAACAGUAACGACUCCCGAAAUAGCUAUUUUAGAAAGCGAAGAAGUACAAGUUGGAGGUGAAGAAUCCGUUUUCGAAAAAGUCUGGACUAACCAUUUAUCACAGGCAAAAGAACCUAUAAGUGAGAAGUUCUUAAAUAACGGAUAUGAUGUUAUUAAGAAGACGAUGUUAUCGCCCAAUGGCGAGGAGAAAAUAAUCCUUGCUAGUUUUGUUGUCGCAAAAUUUUUGAAACAAAAUACUAAACAUAGGGCGGUUCAAGACAUAAUCGUCAACUAUGCCGUAAAGAUCAUAGAAGAUUAUUCGCAACAGUUUGACCCUAAGGCAAUCCCCCUUCUCAGAACCUCUAUGGCCAGAUUAUAUGAGAUAGCAGCAUUCGGAAAAUGUGACAUUUCCAAGCAUAAAGCAACAAUUCUAGGAUCAUUCUCUAAAAUCAUGCUUCGGUACCAUUCCGACAAAAUACGUCACCCAAAAGAAGAGCAGGAAAUGUUUUUGCUUCAUUCACUCUUGGUCGACGAUAAGUUAGAAUACAUUUUUGCGGAGUACUUGAAUAUUAGCCACACAGUUAAAUGCGAUUUUGCUUUAGAGUUUUGCUUAAUAAGAAGUCUUGAACAAGGCCCUGAUGCCCUUAACCGCCUUAUUUUGAAUAGCGCCCAAUCAUUCUCCACCAUCAAUGAAAUUUGUGCUGAAAAAUUUAUUACAAUUUUUAUCAUAAUGUUGAAACAGAUCACAAGGGACAACAAUCUUGGACAUCAUCUUUUUGUAGUUGCGAUGCUAGAAGCCUAUACCAGUUGCAACGUCAAAAAGUUUGGCCACAGGUCUUACUUACUUUUGUUUAACGCUGUCAAGGAAUUUUUGGUCUCAAAACCUUGGCUCUUUACGCAAUACUGCAUUGAGAUGUUGCUUCCUUUCUGCUUAAAGUCCAUAAGCUUACUAACCAGCAAUGAGCCAUACUUUGAAAUUGAUGAAUGCUUUGUCAGCAUCAUCGAAGUUAUAGACCAUAUACUGUUAGUCCACAGGUUUAAGUUGUCUAAUCGUCACCAUUUAAUAAACUCCGUUCUUUGCCAGCUUUUAGAAAUACUAGCAAUGCAUGACGGCAAACUCUCUGUGGGGCCAGCGGAUGCCGUAUCUAGACUAAUAACAAACUAUUGUGAGCCGUAUAAUUUCUCAAAUGCUCAAAAUGGGUCGAAGAACAACUUAAGCUCAAAGAUAAGUUUGAUCAAACAAUCCAUUAGAAAAAAUGUUCUUGUGGUUCUAACUAAGUAUAUCCAACUGUCUAUUACUAUACAAUUUAGUUCUACCAUCAAGAAAAACUUACAGCCUGGUAUUUAUGCAAUAUUUGAUAUAUUAUCUCAAAACGAACUAAGUCAUUUGAAUGCUUUCCUAGACACACCUGGGAGGCAGUAUUUCAAAUCACUCUACCUUCAAUACAAAAAGAGUGGUAAAUGGCGCGAAGAUUAA